AUAAUCUAUUAUAAUUGAAAAUUCAACAAAUAGUGAGUUGAAACAAACCAAUAAAUAAAAUGGUUAAUAACGAGUCAGCAACUGAUUUGUUAAAAUUUAGGAUAAUUUACGAUAAGAAAAGUUUUGAAUUGAGUCUACAAUCAAACACAACGGUAACACAACUGAAGAAUGAGAUCCAACGGUUGACUCAAAUAGCACCCGAUAUGCAGAAACUCAUACUUAAAGGAAAGGCAAUCCAUAAAAAUGCUGAUACGUUGGCUACCGUUGGCGUCAAAAAUAACGAUAAAAUACUUGUUGUCGGCACCACUUUGUAUGACAUCUCCGCUGCUUUAAAGCCUGAUAUUGACGUCAAUAAUGACAAAGAGAUCACAAAUGGUCAGAGAUUUUGCAAUCAAAACAAACACAAGAAAAUUGUCGACAAAGGAAAGCCUAAGAAUGUUAUGAUUGGAUAUAAAAAUGGAAACGAAGAGUUGCCCAUCAAUGGCAUUGAAGGACUGGUCGACAAAAUGGAGAAAACCUGUCGCCUGAGCUUCAAACUAGAGAGCGACCAGUUCUGCAUCCAUUACAAUGCAAACUCUUAUCAACACAAUAUCACUGAUGUCGUACACAUUGAGGAUCAGACUAUCGAUGGUCACGAAGAGUAUUGCAUAUUAUGUAUUGAACUAAAACACCGGAAAAUCAUUUGGCUUUAUUGGGUUCCGCAUCAGUAUAUCAAAGCCAUUAGAAAAACUUUCAAUUAAUUUAGCAAUAAUUGUGCAAAUGUUAGUAACUAUUUAUUUAUACUAUUUUCUAGUAUUUCUAUUAAAAAAAAUAAUUUGUGUAAUUUAAAAUAUCACAAUUUUAGC
Molecule: messenger RNA, 845 nt
Organism: Oppia nitens
Lineage: Eukaryota; Metazoa; Arthropoda; Arachnida; Sarcoptiformes; Oppiidae
Product: ubiquitin domain-containing protein UBFD1-like
Exons: 1
Coding region: 60-740 (226 amino acids)
Molecular function (GO): RNA binding; cadherin binding
Source: RefSeq, a predicted model, not a curated record